Molecule: messenger RNA, 1565 nt
Organism: Pezoporus flaviventris
Lineage: Eukaryota; Metazoa; Chordata; Aves; Psittaciformes; Psittacidae
Product: proto-oncogene Mas-like
Exons: 2
Coding region: 565-1524 (319 amino acids)
Biological process (GO): G protein-coupled receptor signaling pathway
Cellular component (GO): membrane
Molecular function (GO): G protein-coupled receptor activity
Source: RefSeq, a predicted model, not a curated record
UUAGACUCAGUCUGCUGCUGUUUGAUGCUAACUUUCACUCAUUAGUUUCAUCAAGGAAGCAGGCUCAAUGUCUUGAAUCUGUCUUAGAGACAAGAAAAAAUGAGGGUGUCCACUAGUGUCAGUCUUUAUGUAGGUGUGCUCGAUGGCACAGAACCAUUUCUUUUAACAUUAGGAAAUACACUCGAUGAGCUUAAGUUAGCCAGUUAGAUUUGUCAUUCCCUGAAUGCCCAGUGGAGAGAUAUCCUACUGGAGGACAGGUAUAACAGCCUUCUGGAGAUGACUGCACAAGGGAAGCAGAAUAGCUUCAUUCCUCAAAUGGGGACCACAUCAGAAAGCUGGAGUGGGCUUAGAGAGAGCUUAAGUGACACUCAGAUGUUCAUUUCCUCUUCAAACCAAUUGUGACUUUGUUUUGGGUUACACCAAUAGCUUGUGGCAGAGAUAGAGCUGCACUAGAGAUUCUGGAGGCCAGGAAACCACUUAAACACUGGGUCUUCCUUUCUUCUCACAGCAUCAAGUUCUGCUGAUCUGCUGCCACCCCAAAAGCAGGUCUGUCUGAAAUCCCUCAUGAUGAGUACUUCAACCAUGUCAAUCUUCCUUCCAACUGCAAGCAGUCAGGUUCUUGGGACUAAUCAGAGUGUGGCUGUGGGAAAGACAGAGCCAUCCUAUGCUGUCCUCAAGUUCAUGGAGAGCUUCUGCCUCAUCAGUGCUGCCUGUGGCAUGGUGGGUAAUGGCAUGGUGCUAUGGUAUCUUGGCUUCCGCAUCAGGAGAAACCACUUCACAGUCUACAUCCUGAACCUGGCUGCUGCCGACUUUGGGUACCUCCUCUGCAUUGCCAUAGAGACGGUUCAGUACCUGAUGCAGUUCAACGUGGGGGUGCAGUUUGGGAUAUUCCUCUUCCUGGAUCUUUUCAUGUAUGGGACUGGCUUGUACCUCCUGACCGCCAUCAGUAUUGAGAGGUCCCUCUCUGUGCUUUGUCCCAUCUGGUGCAGAAGUCACCGCCCAAAGCACUUGUCUGCCAUCAUCUCUGGCCUGCUCUGGGGUAUCUCCCUGCUGCUGAACACUCUUGGGUAUGUUUUGUGUUCCGUGCACCGCUCUGCUGGGACCUGCCAGAUCCUGCUCAUCACCAUUGGAGCCUUGGACUUCAUAUUCUGCACACCCCUCAUGCUGCUCUUCAGCCUUAUCCUCUUCCUUAGAGUCAAGUGCAGCUCCCAACACCUCCGAACGGGCAGGCUUUUCACCGUCAUCAUGCUCACCGUUCUCUUCUUCCUCAUUUUUGCUGUGCCUUUGAGUAUCCUGAUCCUCUUUGACUUCUUGGGCUACAAAUUUCUCUACUCCCCAGAGAUCGGUUUCGUGCUGUCCUGUGUGAACAGCACCCUCAACCCUGUCAUUUACUUCCUGGUGGGAAGCUACAGGGAUCGGAGAAUCAAGUUUACCCUCAGGCUGGCAUUCCAGAGGGCCUUUGAAGAUUCAGCAGAUGACAAAGAUGAGCGGGAAACCCAUGACACAAUCACUAUGUCUUCCUAAACCCAUCCUGUGCAUAACAGCAGCACUGGUCUGGAGCUGAG